UGGAAUGGAUUCAAGCAAUACUAACCACACAUGGACAAAUCUUUGGAGAUUGAAUUUCCAACUAAAGUUAAAGUUUCUUCUAUGAAGAACCUUACAUCGAAACUCGAUGCGUGGCCAACUAAACGUACCCCCGAAUAGAUGACAAAUUACCCACGUUUGCCACUAGAAUAGAUCGAUCCACCCCACGAGAGAAACCUGAGCGCCUCCCUUUUCUGCCGCCUUUUUGUCCUCUCCCCGUUCUAGCGACUAGCGUUCCUGUCGCCGUCGCCCCCGCUGGUUGACGCCGGCCUUCCCCUCCGAAGCGAUGGCACGGCGCGGCCAUCCUCCGGUCACCUCGAGCUCCCCAUCCUCCGCCGACCGUCUCGAGCUCCCUCUCCUCCGCCGCGACGGCUGGGCGCCGCCGGCCCUCAACCACCUCGAGCUCUUACCCUGUCGCUGCCGCUGCAAGGAGCGAGGGGCACCGGCGAUCCACCACCUACCGGACACACCCAUCCCCCCUUCCUCCUUCGCCCGACGAGACUCUCCACUCUGGGAACUCGCUGCUGCUGCUAAUCUGAGUUGCACGACGUACCUUGCCGAAGUUCUGUCUCGGCAGCUCUUUGUGAGAAAUAUCCUAAGCAUGCAAAGUAUAAGAACAAGGGGCUGGCCAACCCGAAUGAAAUGCAUGUCAUUUUUGCCAAGGCACAUGUCAUCAAGGAAACAUCAUCUAUUCUUGGGGAGAUGACGGACAACACAAAUGACGAUGAUAUCUUGAUAUAUUUUAGGCCGCUCCUAGUAAUCUAGUUAAUGGGCUUUCGCUUCUUAAAAUUGCAAGCGUUCUAAUGUAUUGAUGUAUUGAUGAAAGAUAAAAUAUUUUGGCAAGCUUGCUAGUUCAUCAACAUUUCUAUUUCUAUGUGUUGUAUUGAUCCUUAUAAAAAGUUGCUACUCUUUUGCCAUGUCAAAA
Molecule: messenger RNA, 943 nt
Organism: Hordeum vulgare subsp. vulgare (domesticated barley)
Lineage: Eukaryota; Viridiplantae; Streptophyta; Magnoliopsida; Poales; Poaceae
Exons: 2
Coding region: 305-724 (139 amino acids)
Source: RefSeq, a predicted model, not a curated record